Drosophila ficusphila is the source of this 5891-nucleotide messenger RNA. RefSeq names its product collagen alpha chain CG42342. The record is from RefSeq and is a predicted model, not a curated record. Lineage: Eukaryota; Metazoa; Arthropoda; Insecta; Diptera; Drosophilidae. Bases 1031 to 3073 code for a protein of 680 amino acids. The transcript is spliced from 15 exons.
CUCGACUCGCGCGGUCACCCGCUCCGGAAAUCGGUAAAUAACUGGAAAUCGGGAAUUUCGAACUUGCAGACGACAAAUCGAAGUCGGCUCGUAUCAAAAACCCAAAUUAAACCAAAACAGCAUCGCCAAAAGCUUUGUUUGUGUUGCCCAAAGUGGAGGUGUGUGUGCGUCGGAGAUAAAUUCGCAAUCGGGAAAAUUUCUCGUUUUUGGGGGUCGCGGGAUCCUAUCCUCCGGGCGUGUGUUCUUCCCCACCUCUUUGUUGUCCUUAGAUAAGGACGAACGGGCGAAAAGAAAGCAGAAGGAGCAUGUUUUAAGCUGUGACAACAACAACAACAACAAAAGAAAAACAACUUCAGUGUGUGUGCCAAGUGCAAGGAGUUGUAAUUUAUAGUUGCCGAAAUUAAAUUAUGUUAAGUGCCCCCAAUCAGUAAGAAGGUGCAGUGAAACGCGAGCGGCAAAAAACGGGAUCCAGAAAGCAGGCAACAAGGAGGAAUUCGAUAGCAGCAAAAAUUGAAAAGUGAACGCAGAGCUAAAUAAGUUGCAAUGUGAAGAGCCCCCUGAAAGGACAAGUGCGAACCGAGGAACAGGACUUGUCAACGACUGGCAGGAGCAGCUGCCACAGCGGCGAUUGACAGGACAAAAACAAAGGGCCAGAGGACUUCCCCGCUCGAGUGGCACGAACACGAGCAGCAAAAGUUUAGCGUUGUUUUUCCGUUCCAUGGCCCCCGGAAAACUGCAGCAACGGGGCGCAAUGUGCUGGCCAACAACUACCGCAGUCGAAGAAUAGAAAAUCACUCGAAGGCCUUGCCAAAAAAAUAGUAAAAAAAACUAAAGACAAGUAAAGCCAAAAAAAAAAAAGAAAGGGAAGGUGGUGGAGAAACGAGGCAAACGUUGCGGUGCAGCAUAUGUGCUUUCGCUGUGCUUUUUCUGUGAUGCCACAAGGACACAAGGACACUUCAAGUGACAGCAACAUACGCGAGUUUUUCGUUCGUGGAGAGCCUUUCAUCUAAGACGCAGCAGCAGCAGCAGCAUGCGCAAGCACAAAGCGCCGCCCAGCGGCAGUCCAAGGACAAUGCCCCAGGACAUUUCACAAUCGGAUGGGGAGAACCCCACAGCAGAAGCAACGGUGGAAGCCCCACUGCAAAGUCUGUUGUUGGGCCACAAUUCAGCGGAUUCCUCCGCAGCAGCAGCAGCAACAACAGCAGCAACAACAGCAGCAGCAACAGCUAGUCGCCUGGCCCCGCCCCCCUGUCAGCCCCCCAUUAUCAACAGCAACAACAACAAGGAGCGGAAUCGCCCCACAGUCCGGUUCAUAUCCUUGCUGCACGUGGCCAGCUACGUGUUGUGCCUCUGCGCCUUCAGCUUCGCCCUUUACGGCAACGUGCGGCAAACGCGGCUGGAGCAGCGGAUGCAACGCCUCCAGCAACUGGACGCCCGCAUCGUGGAGCUGGAACUGCGACUCGAGCAGCAGCAGCUGCUCCACUGGCCCGCCGAUCAGACACAGAUCCUGGCCAGCAAUCCCAGCGACGUGGCCAGUGGCAGCAACACUAACAACAACAAUAACAACAGUCAACACUUGGCGCUGCACGUCCGGCGGGAGUUGCACCGCCUGCGUCGCGAUGUCUCGCACCUUCAGCUCACGAGGCGCCAGCAGCGGCGGCAGGCGGCAGAGGUGGCGGCAGCGGCCAGCGGAGAGGGGGGAUCCGGCGGCGGUCAGUGCCAGUGUCAAGCAGGUCCUCCAGGUCCACCGGGUCCUCAGGGAAAACGCGGCAAGCGCGGCAAGAAGGGCGACAGCGGCGAGAAGGGCGAUCCGGGCCUGAAUGGCAUCAGUGGGGAGAAGGGCGCGGCCGGAAAGCCGGGUGACAAGGGCCAGAAGGGCGAUGUCGGCCACCCCGGCAUGGAUGUCUUCCAAACGGUGAAGGGUCUGAAGAGAUCGGUGACGACGCUGCAUGGCGGCACGCUGGGCUAUGCGGAGAUAGUUGCUGUUAAGGACUUGCAAGAAGCAGGCGUCAAUGUAUCCGCUUCCACAGUCAUACAGCUGAAGGGAGAGCCCGGUGAGCCGGGUCCGCCAGGACCUCCCGGAGAAGCGGGACAGCCGGGCGUGCCGGGCGAGCGAGGACCACCGGGCGAAACAGGAGCGCAGGGCGUUCAAGGAGAGGCCGGGCAGCCAGGAGUUGCAGGACCUCCCGGCGUGGCCGGCGCACCUGGCACCAAGGGCGACAAGGGCGAUCGAGGCGAUCGUGGACUAACCACAACCAUCAAGGGUGACGAAUUCCCCACGGGAAUCAUUGAGGGUCCGCCGGGACCGGCGGGACCACCUGGUCCGCCAGGAGAGCCGGGAAUUCGAGGCGAGCCAGGACCCAUUGGACCUGCAGGACCUCCCGGCGAGAAAGGACCGCGCGGCAAACGCGGCAAGCGGAUAUUCGGACCCGGCGGCACCAAAAUCGACGAGGAUUACGACGAUCCACCGGUGACCCUUUUGCGAGGACCUCCAGGACCGCCUGGCAUCGCCGGCAAGGAUGGACGCGACGGUCGGGAUGGCGCCAAAGGCGACGCCGGAGAGCCGGGAGAACCGGGAUCCUUGGGUCCGCGAGGACUGGACGGCCUGCCCGGGGAGCCGGGCAUCGAAGGACCUCCCGGCUUGCCGGGAUACCAGGGUCCGCCGGGCGAGAAGGGCGAUCGCGGCGAUAUCGGACCACCCGGACUUAUGGGUCCUCCCGGCUUGCCAGGACCUCCAGGCUAUCCUGGCGUUAAGGGAGACAAGGGCGAUCGGGGUGAUUCGUACCGCAAGAUGCGUCGUCGCCAGGAUGACGGGAUGUCCGACGCUCCGCACAUGCCCACCAUCGAAUACUUGUACGGCCCGCCAGGACCGCCGGGACCCAUGGGUCCGCCAGGACACACCGGCUUGCAGGGGGAGCGCGGCAUGGACGGUCGCAAGGGGGAUCAGGGUGAAAAGGGCCACAAGGGAGAUCAGGGACCCAUGGGUCUGCCGGGUCCAAUGGGCAUGAGGGGCGAGUCAGGACCUUCAGGACCCUCGGGAAAGGCUGGCAUACCGGUGUGGGGCGACUACUAAUACUAGUUAAAAGGCAGUCUCUAUUAAAUAAUAACCAGCACACAUUGCGCCAAAGUCUCAGUGAAAUGCGACUUAAAAUAAAAAAAAACCAUCCAAAACCCACGCACACUUACACCAACACACCAAUACACACACAAACACUCAAACAGAAAGUCCUAAUGAAAAACAUAUGAGGAAGGGAAAACCAAUUUAAUCAAAGCAAAACAAUGUUCAAAGUUACAAAGCCGCGCAACGCUUGUCAAAUGUGCUCAGUUAUCGUCUAUAUAUAUAUUUAUAUAUAUUUAAAUGUGUAUAUGGCAGGCGUAUCAGUGUAUAUGUAUAUCAAUUUGUACAAACACGCACCCAUGUACAGAAAAUUAAAUCGAAAAUCAAAAUAGCAGCAUGUCAGUGGCGAGUAAGCAAAUCAAUUAGUUGCACGAGCCAAGGAAGCGAAAUGCGAAAUGCGAAAUGCGAAUUGCGAAAAACCCUCCACCCGCAUGAGAAAAAAUUAAUAUUCAUAUCAUUUAAAAUGCCCCAAGAGUCAAAUAAGUAUUUAUGUAUACAAGCAAAUAGCGCAAACAAACGUGUGUCCACAGACCGUAUUUACAAACAUCAAUCAAUCGAAUCGAAUCGAAUCGACUAACACACUUUGAACCCACACAACCACACCUGCACCCAUCCACCCACACACCCAUAUACCCACACCCACACACACACAUCAAACACCCGCACAGCAAACCAACUAACAAAUAUGCAAUGCAAAUAUUUUAAUUGCAUUUCAUUCGUUGCCGCAGCAGGAGCAGAAAAGCCUCUUGAAAGUGCAUAAAUCAUACGCACCGUGGUACGUGAAAACAGCCAGCGAUGAGUGCGAUUUCCCUUCAAUCUCAAGUGUUUGCCCGAGUGAGAAGCACUAAUUGCUGGAUUAUGCCGAAACCAGGUCGCAAUCAAUCGGCAAUUGGCUUUAAGUGGUUUAAUUACUUGCGUAAUUAAAUUAUUCUUAACAAUUGAAUCUGAAUCUGAAUCGGAAUCGGAAUCUGGAUCUUCUGCUCCUGCUGCAUCCUGCAUUGUCUUAGGUGCCGUCCAUGGGCUUUUGUCUGAAUAUUCGAAUAAUACUCGUUCACACAAAGCAUUAUCGCCGAAGCUUCAAUGUAAAACACAAAGCUGAGAGCAAAUAUCUAAUAAAUGUGUGUUUUAAUAAGGGAUUGUGCUAAUCAAACAGCAAAUUGUAAGAUAUUUUCAACCAGAUCUCUCUCGAUGUUCACAAAUGCCUAGAGCAAUAAUGUCUACAAGUUAUAGAUAUUGUUUACUUACACACAAGACAUAUUAAAGAGAUUUAUACAUACAAUACAUAACGAAGAGCUAUCCAACCCAAUUGUGCAUAUUUUUCAGUGUUAAUAAAACUUCAAUAAAUCAACAAAAAAAAAGCGCAGAAUCUAGUUAGGCUAAAGUUAAACUCCAUAGUCGAAAAGAAGUCAUGCUUUCCAAUUCAAAACAAGCUUGGCAACGAAAGUGGAGAACUAACUCCCCUGCGAAUGCGAAAUAUCAACAAUAAAUACAUAAUCUUACCACGAGUAUGUAUCCUAUUGGUUUCAUGGACAUCUCAAACAAAGUAACGCAAACAAUUCUAUUUAUACAAGAAGAAAAAUGAAAGCAUAAAAAUUAACGUUUACGAGCAUUUGCUGCAUUUUCAAUUCCAACGGCCAAACUAGGCAAAGGACGCAUAAAACGGGCCGAAAAGCAAACAUAAUCAAUGCAAAUGAAAUAAUGCCAUGGAAAUAUGAUAAUAAAAGUAUAUACUGCCGUUUGACAGCCUCAGCCCAGCGUAUUUUCGCAUCGACAGCAAGACCCAUAAAAAUUGAAUGGGAAUUAUUGAAUAUGCAAAUGGGAAAUGGAAAUGUUUGCAGCUUUAAGGUUUACUCUCGAAAAGCAAACGGCAUCGAAAAUCAGAAAGAAUAUGUCAAUUUGUUUUCAAUUAGAUGUGUCUCGUUGUUGUAAUAAUCCCCAAAUGGAAAACAGAAUACACAGGCAAUUUGCAUGUCAAUUUUCAUUUAAUCCUCUAAAUGUCAAACACACCCAACAAAGUGUACAUACGCUACCGCAAAUAACGCAACUUAAUCGUAAUUAAUUAUUAAUUUUCUAGCUGUUUUCGACCUCUCAACGUGUUUACUUGCAUCUAGCGCUCUAUAUACUCACUCUUAACUCUCUAGAUUCCUUCACUUGCUAACUACGAACUCGACUCUCUCGAUCCAUAGGCUAGAAUAAUGAAUUGUGUUUUCGCGAUUGAAACCUAACAUUAACCUAUAAAUAACAUUAAAAAAAAAGGUUAAGCCCCUAAUAAGCCGCUAACAAUAAUUGUAAGUGUAAAUUUGUUAAUUACCCAAUAAACAAGAAGAGUUUGCAAACGAAAAAAACAAAUAUACAAAUAUAUAUAUAAAUAUAUAUUUACGUGUAUUUAUGUCUAUAUACAUGCAUAUACCGAAUGUGGAUGUGCAAGUGCAUUAUGCCAUCACAAACACGAAAUACAAUAUUUUUAUCCGUGCUGCUGCAUUUUAAAUGUAUAAUUCGAAUAAAAUAAAAAAAGAAUGUGAGUUCUGGUAAUUAUUUGCCGUAGCAUGUGCGAAUUGAAACGACAAACAUUCGACAGAAUGACCGAAUUGUAAAAUGGCUAAAUGAAACUAACAUAAUUUUCGAAUUAAUUAUGCAUUUCCAAUAAAGUGAUGGUUUUUUACUAAACAAACAAACAAAACCAAGGUCCGCAGGACACCAAAUACUCAUUUGCGAGGCAGGUUUUCCAUUUCCAGCCGCUCUGCUAACCACACGCUUUUCCACUCUCUUGUUU